Molecule: messenger RNA, 2008 nt
Organism: Aphanomyces astaci
Lineage: Eukaryota; Oomycota; Saprolegniomycetes; Saprolegniales; Verrucalvaceae
Exons: 1
Coding region: 90-1841 (583 amino acids)
Source: RefSeq, a predicted model, not a curated record
CGACGUCGGAAGUGAAGAUUGAGCACAACAGUUCACGUUUAACUGCACCCUACAGUACCAGCAACACCACCGCGAAUCGACCCGCCACCAUGGCACAACCCCCGAAAUCAACCAGAAUACGGUUACUUGACGAAAAGGUCAUUAUGCAGCUCCAACAACUCGGAGAGAGCGACAUGUUGACCUUGACAGGUACGCCCCAGGACUACUGCGUCAUACUGGACACGCGAUUCACGCAAUCGAACACCAGCGAAUUCCAUGACGACGAACAACCGAAAUUUGGAGCGCUUCGACCAGGUGGAGCCGUAAACCUGCUCAGCUGGGAAGCAUUUGGAUUGCUCAGUCAAUACGCGGGCGUGGGGAUUCUCAUGGGCGUGCUUGGAGCGUUACAGUACCCCGUCUUUCGCAACUACUUGCAAAUGGAGGGCUACCAAACCGCCUCGUACGGCGUGCUCAUCUCGCUCGGGUGGUCGUCCAAGAUCUUCUUUGGCAUUCUGAGCGACUGCUGCCCCAUCUUUGGGUACCAACGCCGGCCGUACAUGGUGCUGGGGUGGACUAUUUGUGCCGUGUGUUGCUUGAUCAUGGCUCUCACCCCAUUCCCAGCCCCGUACUACGGCAAAAAGGAGCUCGUGCGCAAACCGCUGUCUAAAAUCUCUCCGAACGACAUGAAGUACAUCAACAAGGACGCUCCGGGAAGCGGGGGCUUGUAUAUUGUGCUGUCCAUGAUUUGUUCCUUGGGCUAUGUGAUGGCUGUCGUGGCGGCCGACGCCAUGGUUGUGAGAUACGCCCAGCGAGAACCCAUUGCCAUCCGAGGGCGCAUCCAAACGGCGAUCUACUUCACGCGCGAUUCGUUUUCCAUGGUGCCGAUUCUAGUCGUGGGGUUCUGCAUGAACGACUUCAAGUACGGCGGGGCGUUCUCAUGGAGCAUUGGGCCCAACGUUGUGUACGCGGCGCUGACUGUGCCGUGUGUUUUGGCAGCGUACUCUGCGUACGCGCUCAUGGUCGAAGACAAAGUCGCCAAGGUGUCGUUUCGGCAGUACAAGCAUAACGCGUGGGGGCUGCUCCAGCAGCGCGUGGUGUGGCAAAUCUGCGCGUUCAAGUUCCUUCACAUGCUUUUUUAUGGGUAUUACUCGACGUUGAACGACCCGAUGUGGUCAAUUUGGAUCAAAGUACAGCCCAUUGUCGGCACCGCCUUCAACAUUGUGUACCAGCUCUUUCGCGUGGCUACCAUGUUUGGCAUCGGCAAGUACGCUCUCAACUGUGACUGGCGACUGGCCAUGGCAGGCUCCACGGUCGUGUACGUCGCGCUGGAUACGACGCUCAACUUCUUGGCCAUCUGGGACGUGGUCCGCGACCAGUACUUCCAGAACAUCGUCGGCAGCUUGGUGGCGCUGCCCCAAGCGUCCAUCUUUUUGUUCAGUGGGUACCUGUUGGUGGAAAUCGCAGACGUGGGGAACGAAGGGCUCGUGUUUGCGCUAUUGACGUCGUGCUCGAACCUGGCGAUUCCGCUCAGCACGGUCUUGGCCAAGGCGGUGGAUUUGUUCUGGAACGCGCGACUCGUCGAUAUCCAGCGGGACGACGUAGCCGUGCGAUGGGAGGUCUCGUACUCGUACGCCGUCACCGCUGGCUUCAAGCUGCUUUCGCUUGUGGUUUUGGUCCUGCUGCCACGCCAAAAGGCGUACAUUCAAGCCCUCAAACACACGGGCAAUUUGAGUGUCGGGGCGGCUGCCACCGUGCUCGUCGUGUUUCUAUUUGGGUACACGUGGAGCGUGACGACCAACAUCUUGUCCAUUUUCCCCUCCACGAGUUGCCUUCGCAUUGCCGGAGGUAAAGGAUGCCCAUAAACAUGUACAAGUUCAUCUCUCAUUCUACUACUUGCUUUUCCACAAAGCACGAUUCGAGCCCCACUUUGUAGCAUUUAUUUAGCUCACGUUAAAACGUAGCAUUUAGCUCACGUUAAAACGUAGCAUUUAGCUCACGUUAAACCUCAACUUUGUGCGUUUUAUUUCUG